AUGUGUCUCCUAAAGGAUGGAUCAUCCUCCACACCUCAGCGAGGAUCCUUCAGCACUUUGGUUUUCCUUCUGGUCCUCAUACAUACCUGUGCAGGUAAAGACCCACUUCUUUCAAAAAGAUCCCAGAAGUUCAAACCAGUAAAGUCCAGUCUUCCAAACUGGUUCUCCUGGUAGUUCUGGAGUCCCUCAGGGCUCGGUUCCAGGACCUUCUUCUAAUCAGUCCACCUUCUUUCAGAUCAGUCUCUGCUGACUCCCUCACAGCCCGCUGUAGCUACAGUUGGUGAAGACAUCAUCUUACCGUGCCACCUGGACCCUGCUGUAGAUGCCUCAGACCUGACUGUAGAGUGGAGGAGACCUGACCUCAAUCCCAGAUUUGUCUACGUUUGGCGUGACGGCCUGGAACUAGAGUCCAAAAAACACCCGUCCUACAUCGGGAGAACUUCAGUGUCCAUCAGAAACCUGAAACACGGAGAUGUUUCUCUGAAACUCAAGGGAGUCCAACUCUUUGAUGAGGGGACUUAUGGAUGCUUCAUCCCGAUGCUGAACCGUGAAGUUCCUGUAAAACUUCUGGUUGGUGAGUCCAGAACCUUAGAGAACCGGAUCUUCAACAGAACAGAUUUGUUUCUAGAAGAGUUGAAAAAUUCCAAAUACGGUAACUAAUUUAAACUUGAUGAAAUGAUCUUCUUCUGUCCAGGUGCAGCCUCAUCUUUGGUCAUCAGCUCCAGAAGGUCUGAGAAUAAUGAGGUGGUUCUACAGUGUGAGUCUGAAGGCUGGUAUCCAGAACCUGAGGUUCUGUGGCUGGACUCUGUUGGAAACCUCCUCUCUGAUGGACCUACAGAGACGAUCCGAGGUCCUGAUGGUCUCUACAACGUCAGCAGUAAAGUGACCGUGGAGAAGAGAGACAGAAACAUCUUCACCUGUAGAGUCCAGCAGAAGAACCUCAACCUGACCAGAGAGACCCACGUCCAUGUUCCAGGUAGAGAACAGAGGUCUUGGUUUUUUCAGCAGAAGUCUUUUUUCAACAUUCAUCACUUUAUUUUCUUCUUCCACAGAGGACUUUUUCAAGACUCAACCUUCGUCCGUUUCUACGAUCAUCCUCAGUGUCAUGGUUGCUGUCAUGGCGAUCACGACUGCCGUUGCCUGUUGGGCGUUGUACCGCAGACAGAAUCAAAAGUGUAAGUGUUCCAUGAUAAAGUCCUGGGUCCUCAUUUAUCAACGGCGCAUAGAAAAGGUUCUAGAUUCUGAUGCAGGAAUGAAAAUAAGAAAAUCGUUAUUUAUCAAACAUGCCGACACCAGUCGUACGCACACAAGCAAGUAAUCAUGAAAUCAUGGAGGUGCACACUCACAGUCAUGUUUCUCCAGAGCAACAACGUUUAACAGCUGGAGCCUAUCUCAGCAUCUUCGGGUGAAGGCAGGGGACACCCUGGACAAGUCGCCAGUUCAUCACAGGGCUGACAUAUAGAGACGAACAACCAUCCACGGUUACAUUCACACCUACCGGCAAUUUGAAAGUGGCCAGUUAACCUAACCCCACUUAUGCAUGUUUUUGGGAUGUGGGAGGAAAGCGGAGUAAACCCACACAGACACAGGGAGAACAUGCAAACUCCUCACAGAAACACCCUGAGUCGGAUUUGAACCCAGGACCUUCUUGCUGUGAGGCGACAGUGCUAACCACGACACCACUGUGCCACCCAUAAAUCCAUUCGUAUGUUUUUGGGGAAGCGGUACCUGCUGAGAAUCCACCCUGAGUUCUCACUGAACAGAUCAGCACGCUCUUUGAAAACGCCGCGCUCCCUGAGGAGGAGGAGCAGACGGUUCUCCAAGUCCUCCAAUAGAACAAAAUAAGACAUGAUACUUGUAUGUGUACUUGUAUUUGUACUUGUAAUUCUAGUUGUAGUUUCACUGUUCUACCACAAGGGUUUGUGUGUAGGCAUGCUCAGAGUUGGGUUUAAAUUUACGUUCUUUCCUAAGAACAAGUCCAGGUCGAUAAAUUCCAGACUUUGCGUGGGAAUGUUCGUACGCAUGGUUGAUAAAUGAGGCCCCAGCAGAGGGUCUUUUCUGCCCUCUGCUGGACAUGACUCACAUUACAUCAACCUCUGACGUUUUAAAAUAUUACAAAACUGAUUUUUGUCUUUGCUUUACAACAGGGGACCGUAAACACUCUCUAACAAACACGAAAAGAUCGUCAAAUGACGACACAGAACUCCACGCACUGACUGAAGAGGAGAGAGAGACUCUGCCGGACUCUGCAGAGAGCAGAACCAUCGGACUUUUGGACGAGAGGAGAGUUAGCGAAGAGUUAGACGAGAAAAUCUGUGAACAUCGAUUUUUGGUCGACACGGUUGUAUUAUUGAUGAAUUACAGGGCGGAUCUAGUGGAGCAGAAGAUUGAUAUGGAAAAAAAACUCAGAGAGGCAGAAAAUCAAACUCAGGAGGAGACGCUGACAGACGGUGGAACACAGACAGAGAGGACUGACAUGAACUCAGAGGGUAAAAAUGAAACUGACCCCAAAACAAAAGUGGAGUCCUUAAAGAAAGAGCUGCAGGAAAAGGAAACUAUUUUAACACUGAUACUCCAGGAGGUCGACAACUUGACAAAGAGGAAAGAAAGUGUAUACCGUCAGAUAAAUGAUAUUUAUUCACAGCGUGAGGAUGAGAAGGAAAAGGGAAAUGAAACGUACGCAGAACUCACUCUUUCCAGUUCAGACGCGUAA
Messenger RNA from Xyrichtys novacula (pearly razorfish), 2713 nucleotides. Lineage: Eukaryota; Metazoa; Chordata; Actinopteri; Labriformes; Labridae. The record is from the annotation of a GenBank genome assembly.